Molecule: messenger RNA, 474 nt
Organism: Xyrichtys novacula (pearly razorfish)
Lineage: Eukaryota; Metazoa; Chordata; Actinopteri; Labriformes; Labridae
Source: the annotation of a GenBank genome assembly
AUGCUCCUCCUGCAGCCACAGCGCCCGGCCCGUUGGCCUCGCCCUCGCUCCUUUUCAUUAAGAAAUAAAACACGCUGGAACGUGAGCGGCGGAGGCGACGCAGAUGGACCAAAAUAAACCUGCAGUCAAUUAGAGUCAGCACAAUAGGCUUUCUGUCCCGAGGAGGCGGAGGAGAAACGGCGAACAGAGUCGUUUUACGGCGGUUAUUUACUGCCUUAUAACUCCGAAAUCAAAUUAGUUCAUAUUGAGGAGGUCGAGCCGCAGUCCGCCAUGAUUGAUUUCCCUUCACGGGGUCGAGCUGAUACGAGCGAGCCGGGGCCAAAGAAAGCAAGAGCCGAGCCCAGAGUCCGUCCUGGAAACAGCUCCAGGAUCAGGACCGCAGCAGGAGGAGGAGGAGGAGGAGGAGGAGGAGGAGGAGGAGGAAGUUUUCACAUCAUUUACUAUCAAAACCACAGAGUGAAAGUUCUGCGUUAG